AUGCAAGCUGAGCUAGACUUUUGCAAAUCCCGUUCCUCGAACAUUUGGAAAGAGUUGACGAGGACACAGGUACUAGCAAAAGUUUCUGGGGGCAUGGUGAGAGAUAAAAGAUGGACGAGCAGUUCGGCGUGGGAUGGACGAUGGGAGAGACAAGCGCCGAUGGGCGGUGGAUGCUGUGGAUGCGGCGUGUCACCACCCGGGCCACAGGGCCCACCUGGGCCAGAUGGAGACGCUGGAGGAGAUGGAAACCCUGGAGCUCCGGGACAGAAUGGACCCGAUGGACCUGCUGCCACUCCCGCACCAUUGCAUGAUUGGUGCUUCGAUUGUCCGGAGGGACCUGAAGGAUCAGCUGGAAAUCCUGGACCUAAAGGACCCAAUGGACAGCCGGGAAGGGCUGGAGGUCCGGGAGCCCCUGGAAACGCUGGACCUCGUGGCCCACCCGGACCAGCUGGAGAUGCUGGAUUGGACGGAAGACCUGGAGGUCGUGGAACACCAGGGCAACCAGGGAAAUUAUCGGAGAUUCCUGGACCGAAUGGACCACCGGGACCCCCAGGGCCACAGGGAGAACCUGGAGCUGAUGGGGAAUCGGGACAACCGGGACAAGAUGGAGAUGAUGGAGAAGCUGGGCCAGAGGGAGAGGCUGGGAAACAAGGAGGAAAUGGGCAACCGGGACGGGAUGGAGAUCGAGGAGCUGAUGGAGAGAGUGGUCCGAGUGGAGCCUGUGAUCAUUGUCCACCGCCAAGGACAGCUCCUGGAUAU
This is a messenger RNA of Mesorhabditis belari, 759 nucleotides long. The record is from the annotation of a GenBank genome assembly. Lineage: Eukaryota; Metazoa; Nematoda; Chromadorea; Rhabditida; Rhabditidae.